Candidozyma haemuli is the source of this 3057-nucleotide messenger RNA. RefSeq lists its product as uncharacterized. The coding region runs from base 1 to 3057 and encodes 1018 amino acids. Gene Ontology annotation, molecular function: phosphatidylinositol deacylase activity. Gene Ontology annotation, cellular component: endoplasmic reticulum. Gene Ontology annotation, biological process: endoplasmic reticulum to Golgi vesicle-mediated transport; GPI anchor metabolic process. The transcript has 2 exons. NCBI's taxonomy places the organism in Eukaryota, Fungi, Ascomycota, Pichiomycetes, Serinales, Metschnikowiaceae. The record is from RefSeq and is a predicted model, not a curated record.
AUGCCGAUUAACUUGUUUUCCCAGUUAAGCUUGACCUGGUUGAGCUGGAGAACACUGUCUUACUUGUACCUCAUUAAAAGAGUUACUGGAACCUUAACCCAGGCUCUUUUGUUUUCACUCAUUGCUCAGUCGUACUUAUAUGGUGCCAACACGGGUGCUGAUGCUGCCGAGUGCCGAACCGUGUCCAUGUACCCGUCUUAUGCUCGAAUACGGUCUUUUGACGAGUCCCAUACGAAGUUUGCGUCCAAGUACUCGUUGUGGUUGUAUAGAGAGCUGGGCAAGGAUACGGUGCCCAAGAAGGAGGGCGAAGGGUUCCAGGCGCUAGAUGGUAUACCGAUCUUGUUUAUUCCAGGGAACGCUGGGUCCUACCGCCAGGUGAGAUCCAUAGCUGCUGAAACGUCUGUGUUGUGGUUUGAUCCAAAUAUACAUGUGGUAGAUAAUCCAAAACAGAAGAAUUACGAUUUUUUUGCUGCUGACUUUAACGAGGACUUUCUGGCCUUCCAUGGCCGUACCAUUCUAGACCAGGCAGAGUACUUGAACGAUGCCGUGGGGUUCAUUCUACUGCUUUACGCUCAUACAGAGAACCCGCCCACUUCGUUGAUUUUGAUGGGCCACUCGAUGGGUGGAAUUGUCGCCAGAUUAAUGCUUACUUUGCCUAAUUAUAUCCCUGGCUCCGUCAAUACCAUCCUUACGCUUUCUUCUCCACACUCGGCUCCUCCACUUACGUUUGAUGGUGACCUUUUGAGAGUUUACUCGGCUAUUGAUAGGUUCUGGUACGACGGAUUCCAUCCGCUGCUGCAGGAACCUACGUUGGCCCAGCAGCGUCUUCACAAUGUAUCUGUGGUUUCGUUAACUGGUGGUCUUCUCGAUUCCAUCUUGCCUGCUGAUUACACUACUCUAGGCUACUUGGUGCCACCUUCAAACGGUUUCACCAUGUUUACGACUGGUAUUCCAGAUGUGUGGACGCCGUCUGACCAUUUGGCUAUCGUCUGGUGCCGUCAACUUAGAAGACUGAUUGCCAGAUGGCUUUUGAGCAUUGCCGACAUUUCUUCUCCUCAUAGAACAUACCCAUUAGAACGCAGAAUGGAGCUUCUGCGUCAAAUAUUCAUGACUGGUUUGGAAAAGUAUGCUGAACAAGACUUUGACAAAACCAAGGACGCUGUGGGAGUUACUUUGGACAAAAACAAGGUGAACUUCCUUGGUCCUAACUCGAUACUUAAAUUCAACAACGGUCGUCACAACCCCCGCAAGGUCAAUGUCAUCAUGACUGAGCCUGGCUCUACUUUCCAGUUCCUCUCUCUGGAUACAUUGACAUACUGGGAAGAUGCAAUGAUUGCCGAGAGUCAGACUGCCAGUGUGCUUUUAUGUCUGAAAGACAAGUCUCCUAAUGCUGAUCCUGAGAAUAGCUUCGCUGGCCUUCAGUGUGUGGACUUGUUUACGUAUAUUCGGCGUAUCCCUAGAUCCAGCAGCGACGUUGAGAAGUUGAUGGAUUCAUCGUUUGAUGGUGAAAAGGACUCUUUCUAUGGCUUGAAGAUCGAGCCACUGAUUUUAGACGCUUUCGACAUGGUCAUUAUCCAUGAACCUCUAGAGACCUCAAAGUCACAUUUCUCCAUCGCUCACCUUGCCUCCGCUUCUAAGGCCAAUGUCACCCUUAAGUCUGACUUGAACAGCCUUUUGAUGUCUAAUGUUCAUGCCAAGCUACCAGCUGACAGACCAUUGUCUACGAAUAUUUACAUUCCAGGCGCCUGGUCUAGUGUGCUAGCAUACAAAGUCCAAUUCAAGAACUUAGAGAAGAAGGACCUGGAGUUCAUUCCAUUUAUUCGUCAAUGGAGAGACGAACCUUAUGAGACAAAAUGGCACAUUAACGUGAAGAAUGGCGCUGAAACACAUCUCAGCGUACAUGCUAUUGCCCCAUUUACUCCGUUCGACAGAACCCGGAAAAACAAGGGCAUUAAUCUUGAGCUCUGGGUGGAUCCAGAGAAUCCACAAACAGACGAUCCUUUACCAGACAUUGAAAUGGUCUUUUCUGUUGAUGUCUGGGGCAGUCUUAGACUCUUGGUGCUUCGCUACAGGUUAGCAGUUGUUGCACACUGUCUUGCUGUAUCCUUAUUGGUCUUUCUUUUCCAGUCAGUUCGUUACUACCACACAGGGAAGUUCCCUGAUCAAGUUUAUGGACUUGGAUGCAUCUGUGAAAGAAAAUUAUUUGCAUUAUUGGUAAUCUUCCUUGGUUCGCUUUCCUAUCUUGUGAAGAACAAGACUGUCCAGAGACUUCUUAAUCUUGCUGACCCUGUCGUCUUGCAUCACAAGAACGAGAUCAACAUAAGCUUGCAUCCUAACUAUUCGCUCAAUACGUUCUAUCUCGGCUUAGAGGAGAACUGCCUCUGGUUCUUGGGCCCAGCCUUCUUCGUUAUGGCCAUUGGUAUCAACUGGUUCAUUUACCAUUUGUUAGUCUACACAGGCUUAGGCUUGGUUUACGUGGGAAGAUUGACCAAGUUGUUCCCUAGAACGUUCGAAGAGAAGGAAAAACCUUUUAUGAGAUGGCGCAAGAGCAAGAUAGGUGGAACCAUCGUUUUAGUUGUCCUUGUUACCUUCUACAUGCCUUACCAAUUUGCUUAUUUGGUUUCGCUGUUGAUGCAAAUCGUGACGGUAGUGAAACUCAUGGCACACCGUAAUGCCAAAUCAGCAUGCAACUAUAAUAUCAGUAUUAUGAUGUUGAUGCUUUGGGUCUUACCCAUCAACAUUCCUGUUUUGAUUGUUUUCGUUCAUAAUUUCAGCAUUAAUUGGGCAACCCCAUUUUCGUCCCAUCACAACUUCCUAGCUGUGGCGCCUAUCGUGGCCUUGGCUCAGCUUCAAAGCCAAUACAGCGAAUGGGUUCCUAUCCCAAGACAGGGAGAGGGCAGAAACACUUAUUUCAAGGCGGUGGUGUCUGUUCUAGCAUACAUCGUCUUUUAUUGCAUGAUCUACGGUGUCCGUCACACCUACUGGCUCCACCACUUGUUUAACUUCACCUGCGGAUUGAUUUUACUAGGAUAUGGAGAGAAGGUGUUGUGGAAAUGA